AGUCCCAUCACUAGAAUUAAAAACACAGGCAGCAGCAGUUUAGUUUAGCUCGCUAAGCGCUUUAAUCUUUAAUCAGAAUAAGUUAUCCACCUACUUUAAGCUUGGAGCGCCGCGUAACAAAGCCAAUACACUAAUGUCCAUAACCUUACUGCGAGGUGGCAAGCAAAAGACAACCACUUGCGUAGGAAUGACCGUAAUGGCCAAGACUACGAUAGAAGAAAUAUGCGAGAAUGCCAAAUUAGCGAGGGACAUGGCUCUGACGGGGAACUAUGACUCGGCCUGCAUCUACUAUGAGGGCCUUCAGGGGCUCCUGGCUCGCCAGCUCAAGGCCACAGCGGACCCCCUGCGAAAGGGCAAGUGGAACAUGAUCAAUCAACAAAUCAGCCAAGAGCAUGCCAAGGUCAAGGCCAUCCAGCGCACCCUGCAGGACAUCUCGCUGGACUUGCAAGCCACCAAGUUCGCCCACAAGCUGCGACACCAACUCAGCGAAGACAGUUCUGCGAAUAAUGAUCCCUCCGCCUGGUUUAAGCCCGAUCCCGACAUUUGGACACCGCCUCCGAAGGACCCAGACGUCUGGGGACCACCGAAACCACCACCCACACAGACUGUUGGUCGCAGAGCCGCCCCCAACAACCGCCGGACGACAACCGGCGCCCAGGGCAGCCGACCCAACAGCACAAUACCACAGAGCACAUCCCGGAAUGGUCCUACCACUGCUCGAAACUCGCGGCAAACGACGUCGGCGGCAUCGAGCAACGGAGCCCGCCCCACCAAUGGCCGGGCUGGAGGUCGCAAACUAUCCACGUCCAACAACAACAACAAUGAGCCCAAGGAUGACGACUCCGGUGCUGCCAGCAACAAUGGGGCGGGAGGAGGCGGCGAGGGCGAGGGCGACCAGCAGGCUGCCCAGGAGGAAGAGAAGAAGUUCCAGCCCAAUAACCACAUCGAAGCUGAACUUGUCGACACACUCGAACGUGAUAUUCUGCAAAAGGAUCCUAAAGUGCGCUGGAGCGACAUAGCCGACCUGCACGAUGCCAAGCGGUUGCUAGAGGAAGCGGUCGUACUGCCCAUGCUCAUGCCGGACUACUUCAAGGGCAUCCGGCGACCCUGGAAGGGAGUGCUGAUGGUGGGCCCUCCUGGCACCGGCAAAACAAUGCUGGCCAAGGCAGUGGCCACGGAAUGCGGCACAACCUUCUUCAACGUCAGCUCCGCCACUCUCACAUCCAAGUACCGCGGCGAGUCCGAGAAAAUGGUGCGACUUCUGUUCGAGAUGGCACGAUUCUAUGCCCCGAGCACCAUCUUCAUCGACGAGAUCGACUCCCUGUGCUCGCGACGAGGAUCGGAAUCGGAGCACGAGGCGUCGCGACGCGUCAAGUCGGAGCUGCUGGUACAAAUGGACGGCGUGGGGGGAGGCGAGGAGCAGGCCAAGGUGGUGAUGGUGCUGGCCGCCACAAACUUUCCUUGGGACAUCGACGAAGCGUUGCGUCGGCGUCUGGAGAAGCGCAUAUACAUCCCGCUGCCGUCCGACGAGGGGCGCGAGGCGCUCCUCAAGAUCAAUCUGCGCGAGGUCAAAGUGGACGACAGUGUGGAUCUCACGUAUGUGGCCAAUGAGCUGAAGGGCUACUCGGGAGCGGACAUCACAAACGUGUGCAGGGAGGCCAGCAUGAUGUCCAUGCGGCGAAAGAUCGCCGGUCUCACGCCAGAACAAAUCCGACAGCUUGCCACCGAGGAAGUGGACUUGCCCGUAUCGAACAAGGACUUUAACGAGGCCAUGAGUCGCUGUAAUAAGAGCGUGUCCAGGGCGGACCUGGACAAGUACGAGAAGUGGAUGAAGGAGUUCGGCUCGUCAUGAUGGCGCUGCCAUAGGAGACAUGGCUAGCAAUUGUAGGAAUAUAUUUUUGAAUACCCUUUAAUUCCGCGCUUAAGUCUGUAAGCUUUUAAAGUGAGAACCGAACCGAACCGAUCCGAUCCGGAAGAAUUGAACAUAUUUUAUAUACAACAUUUUGCAUAUACAUACGGAUACAAUCAAUAUAUAUUUACAUUGUAUACAGUGAAGCGGUCGCCGUGGAAUUAAAAAAAAAAAAAGACUAACCGUUCUCUAAGAGGAAACAACCACACAAGCAAACAGAAAUUGAAUCCAAGUCGAUGAUGAAGUCAAGGUCGUGAGAUAGGCACUAUGUUUAUAUAUAUAUACACACACCAGCACACCCGCACACCCACACACUCCAUUAUGCACAAUCCUUCCAACUAAUCGCGUUAACCAGUAAUCGCACCUAAGGAAGCAAUAAGGAAUCGCUGCCCAGCCUUAACCCCGGAUGCCCGUUCUAACCGGAUAGCUACACUCCAUAUUGUUUCAUUUUUUUUAUCGAAAAGUUUAUUUUUAACAAGCAAUGUUCACUGUCUAAUAUUAAUGUUAAUUUUCGCUUAAUUUAUACAUAUACAUAUUAAAUUAUAGUUUAGUGCAGGCAGAGAAGUAGGGCAACUCAAGUGUUAACUUUAAAAACCAAGGCAGAAUGUUCCAUCUGAUCUGCAAUUAACCCAUUGCCGACAGAACAAGAACCCGAAGCAAUAUGUACUUAAACUGAAGAUUCUGAAAUUUUAAACAAUAAACGCAGUUUUUAACUUGA
Molecule: messenger RNA, 2627 nt
Organism: Drosophila bipectinata
Lineage: Eukaryota; Metazoa; Arthropoda; Insecta; Diptera; Drosophilidae
Gene: Kat60
Product: Katanin 60
Biological process (GO): microtubule severing
Cellular component (GO): microtubule cytoskeleton
Molecular function (GO): microtubule binding; ATP hydrolysis activity; microtubule severing ATPase activity
Source: RefSeq, a predicted model, not a curated record